This is a messenger RNA of Artibeus jamaicensis (Jamaican fruit-eating bat), 706 nucleotides long. It is a transcript of the gene MORN2, whose product is annotated as MORN repeat containing 2. The record is from RefSeq and is a predicted model, not a curated record. The coding region runs from base 16 to 576 and encodes 186 amino acids. The transcript is spliced from 5 exons. Lineage: Eukaryota; Metazoa; Chordata; Mammalia; Chiroptera; Phyllostomidae.
AAAUAGAACUCGUUGAUGCAGAGCUCGGUUCCUGGUAACUCCUUUGCCGGAGUGACAUACUUCCUGAAGGUCUACACGGGGAAAGGGGUGGGGGGCGAGGAGAGCCCCUGGCCUGAAGAUCAGGAGAUCGGGAUUCUAUCUCUGAUUCGGCUGCUGAUUUGCUGUUGUGACAAUUUAGCUCCAGAAGUAUAUAAGAUAAACUUUAUUUUUCCAAAUGGAGACAAGUAUGAUGGUGAUUGUACAAGAACACCUUCUGGAAUCUUCGAGAGAAAUGGAAUAGGUAUUCAUACCACUCCAAAUGGGAUUGUCUACACAGGAAGCUGGAAAGAUGACAAGAUGAAUGGUUUUGGAAGACUGCAACAUUUUUCAGGAGCAGCUUAUGAAGGCCACUUUAAGGACAACAUGUUUCAUGGCUUGGGGACAUACACAUUCCCAAAUGGGGCAAAGUACACUGGAAAUUUCAAUGAAAACAGGGUGGAAGGCGAAGGACAGUAUACCGACACCCAAGGGCUGGAAUGGUGCGGCAGCUUUCAUUUCACGGCGGCCCCGGGCCUGAGACUGAAGCUCCACAUGUAGAUGUUCUGCAUUCAGGUGUCCAUGUGGUGACUGAAGCUUUUCGUUGUGAGGAAAACAGCUAUGUCAUCUGAAAUAGCCCCCUACACCACCUCUCUAUUAUAAGUUUGCCAAUAAAGCCAUCAUUCGCUUA